AUGACCUCAUCUACCGAUUACCACGCAGACAGUACACCGGGGACGACAAGUAACAUGGAACUUAGAAUCAGAGAGUAUCAAUUGGAGAUGUUGAACGAGAGUUUGAAACGUAAUCUUAUCGUUGUGAUGCCAACAGGUACUGGGAAAACACAAGUGUAUGAUGAAUCUUACUAUGUCUUUGACCAUAUGGCUAAUAGGAGCAACAGAGCCAUAUUACGAAUUCUCGCGGAUAUAGACAAAGGGAACUCGGAUAAGUUCGUAUGGCUACUUUGUCCCACCGUUGCUUUAUCUGAGCAGCAAUACAUACAAUACGCAACCGUGUUCCUUCCAUCUGGUGCAGAGGACAAGGCAAUAUGGGAUAAUGCCUUGUCGGGAAUAAAGAUUGCGGUUUCAACAUAUCAGGUUCUAUAUGACGCACUAUCCCAUGGUUUUGUUAAACUGAGCCAGAUGUCUUUACUCAUAUUUGAUGAAGCCCACCAUUGUAAAAAGGAUCACGUUGCGAACAAGAUAAUGCAGGUCCACUACCAUAAACAGCACCAAAGUGGUGUACAGAAUCUACCGAAGAUACUUGGUCUUACUGCUUCUCCUAUCUUAUCCGACUUGUCAUCUUUGGAGAUCGUGGAAAGCAACCUGGGCAGUAUAUGCAAGACCCCUCGCCAAUACUACGCGCAACUCCUCCAAUUCACAAACCGUCCACUUAUUUUGCCGCGCCUACCUACUUAUACGAUUCCGAACUGCUCUGUCAAGGCACCGAUACUAGAAAAGUUAUGUGGUAUUUUGUCCUCUGAAGAUGAAGUACCAAGUUCAUCGAAAAUGAAGAGCAAGCAACUAAAACAUAUUAGACGCUUCAUGCAAACUUCGGAAAGCAUUAAUCAGGAGCUUGGUAUUUGGGCCGCGACAGAGUACAUGCGAAAAUCGAUCAUGCAUUUCAAAGAAAGCAUGCGAAUGGGCGCUGAGAAGACAAAUAUCUCCAAUUAUGGAAAAGACUUCGCAAUGGAAAUACUUACUAGAUUGGGCAAGUUGCAGGACUGUAGCCCGGCAAUCCAACCAGAAGAAAUCUCACCAAUGUGUCAGUGUCUAUUGGAUGAGCUUUCAAAGGCAUACAGAGAAGGGUUCUGCGGUCUGGUGUUCGUCACGCAGCGAGCGACUGUACUUGCAUUGAAAUGGCUGAUAGAGAACCAUCCACUUACGAGCCACCUAUUUACUUGUGGAACAUUCAUUGGUAUGUCAACGACACAGUACAGCAAAACAGAGCUCGGAAAUCUCCAUGACAUCCGAAAUCAGACAGAAACACUAGAAAAGUUCCGGCAAGGCUCUCUAAACCUAAUCAUAACAACCGAUGCUCUGGAAGAAGGCAUUGAUGUACCAGCAUGCAAUACAGUGCUGAACUUCAACUGCCAGCUAUCCUUGAAAUCCUUCAUUCAGCGACGGGGACGUGCACGAAGGGAGAAUUCCCAAUUUAUUAUCAUUAUGGAAGAUGAGAGCGGCCCAAGGUACUUGAAACGACUCGAGAUGGAGGAAAUAGAGCUAGUCCAAAAAUUGCAAAAUGCUGAGCGAAGGCAAAUACCAGCUAAUGAGCUGGACUUCGAUAAGUACGAGAGGAUUUCGCUCUCCCUUGACAUUGACAGGACCGGAGCUCAGCUGAUAAUGCGGGAAGCAGUCGGCUAUUUGUAUAACUUUUGUUCAAAGCUACCUGCCCAGCUGUAUGUCAGCAACAAGCCCCUGUUCACUUACGAGCGCAAUAACUACGGCCGAUUCAGGGCGGUAGUUAAGUUGCCAAGCAACCUCGACCCUUCCCUUCAGUCAUUUUCUAGCUCAAGAAGUUGGUCCAGACUCAAGUAUGCAAGGGAGGACGCAGCAUUACAAGCAUAUAAAGCGCUUUACCAGGCUGGCCUUGUCAACGAUUACUUAGUUCCGACUCAGGUCUCAGACCAUUUGGAAGGGGAUAUCAUAUUCCGGUCCCACUACAGCAUUCAGAACCAGCUGGAUCCUUGGCAGGAUAUUGCUCUUUUAUGGAAACUUGACAGUCAGCUGUAUGCUCACAACCUACGAAUCAUAAGACCAGAAGAGGACGAAAUCCAUCUACAUAUGAUUCUUCCAACUCAGCUUGACACAACAAUUCACAUUCCUCUUUUCAUUGAUUAUUGCACGACCUAUACUGCCAUUCUCACGCCGGGGCAUCCAAUCACUACAGACAUUUCACUUUGCCAGCAAGUGACAAACCUGAUCUUCCAGUCGGUUUACCGAGACCAUUGUUCUCGCAGAAAUUUAGACUAUGCGUUUCUUCUUGUCCCAGAAUUGGAAGAAACGAAGUUGAUAGAGUUCCUCGAGAGGUAUUCUGGAUCAGUCAGCCUGACUGAGCUUCUGAAUCAGGAAGCUACGCCGAGUGCGCUUGGACUGCUUCGCAGUCAUACGAGACCGAGUCGACCACUUUUGGUAGAACCCUGGGUAGCAGGAGAGUGCUUCUUACCUGAUGAGUUGUCCAUUUCGUCAUUCGAUGCCAAAGUCAAAUACAUGACUAAUCGCCGGAACUUUCUCUCUCAUGGAAAUCUAGCUGCUGGGAAAUCAACAAACUGUGAGGCCAGGAUAGGUCUUGAAGCUAAUGUGAAAAGCAUGUCUGUGCGAGAUUUCUUUGUUGAUAAGCUACCUUCCAUGUUUGCCCAGGUCGCCCUCUUUACACCAAGCAUAUCCCACGAGGUGGAGGUAUAUAUGAUAGCGCAAAUCUUGCGACAGGAAUUAUCUCUACGAUCAGUGACGCCUUGGCAACGAAUUGAUCUAUUGGCUAUUGCUAUCAGGCCUACAAGUAUUGAGCAUCGAGCCACCUUUCGCUUAUUAGCCUUCAUUGGUGAUGCAUUCAUGAAGUAUCUCUUCGCAAUGCAAUUGUUUUUGCACCAUCAUUUGUGGCACGAAGGUCUCCUGUCCUCGUUGAAGCAGAGGAAUCUGUCUGAUGCGGGUCUUGCACAUGCUAUACAUCAAUCUGGCCUUGGAAAAUUUCUCAUAAGCAAACAUCUCAAUGGGAAACGGUGGGUGCCACCACUUGUGUCGGGGAUAGAACCCGCCAGUAACGAAGCCAGGCAGCGAUCCAUCGGUGCGGCUACGCUGGCAGAUAUGACGAAAGCAGUUGUUGGGGCUGCCUUCACAGAUGGUGGAUUGAACCAAGCUGCUGCAUGCGCAUCAGUUAUGUUUCCCAAACUCAAGUCCUGGAAUGCAUCGUCUCUGCAUGAUGGUACUUAUUCCAAGACUAGACCGGAAAAUGCAGUUGCUUCAACAGCAAUAGUCGAUAUGGAAGAACUCCUUGGAUACACUUUCACCGACAAAUCCCUGGCUGUGGAAAGCAUGACACAUCCAUCUUGCACUGGUCUUGUUCAAACAACAUCAUAUCGGCGUCUCUCAUUUCUCGGAGCCAGCGUGCUAGAAUGGAUCGUUGUGAGCUAUCUACAUCGACAUGCACAAGUGAUGAAUCCACAAAGGAUGCAGUCCUUGAAGUCCGCGUUCACCAACAACACAUUUCUGACCUUUAUAGCGAUAACAUUCCACCAAGUAAGGGAGCAAAAUCAUAUAGAUGUUGAUGAUGAACACAAUGUUCAUAAAAACGUGACGACAUGCUCAAUUAGACUCUGGGAUUUUCUUCGCUUGCAUAGCGAUGCGUUAUCCACCGAAUUAUCUGACUUUGUUCAGAAGUCAUCUGAGAAGGCGGAUGCUAUCAAGCAUGAACUAUGGGAGCAGCGAUUUUACCCGUGGGUGCGGCUGAGAGCACUUGGGGACAUGCGAGUGUUGUCUGAUAUCAUUCAGAGCAUUUUUGGUGCUGUCUUUAUCGAUUCUCAAGCAACCCUAGCAUCCUGCGAUGCCCUGGCAGAGAAACUCGGAAUCGUGCCGCUUUUGGAGCAUUUCAUCUCCCAUCAAAUCACUACAGACCAUCCAAAAGACACACUACAGGCCAUCCUUCCAGGGCGCAAAGUUUCUUAUCAGAUCUGUGUUGACAAGGUGCAUCCCGGGACACUGCGGUGUUCUGCUCUGGCUGACUCCUCGGAAAUUGCCUCAGUAGAAGGCCAAAUGAAUGAUGAGGUAAUCAAGAUGCAGGCAGCUGAAACGGCUGUUCGUCUGCUGCGCAAGGGGUUUGCUUUAUCCGAGACAUCGUGA
Messenger RNA from Aspergillus niger, 4140 nucleotides. RefSeq lists its product as uncharacterized. Bases 1 to 4140 code for a protein of 1379 amino acids. NCBI's taxonomy places the organism in Eukaryota, Fungi, Ascomycota, Eurotiomycetes, Eurotiales, Aspergillaceae. The transcript is spliced from 7 exons. Gene Ontology annotation, molecular function: ATP binding; ribonuclease III activity; RNA binding. Gene Ontology annotation, biological process: siRNA processing. Gene Ontology annotation, cellular component: nucleus; RISC complex; cytoplasm. The record is from RefSeq and is a predicted model, not a curated record.